Podarcis muralis (Common wall lizard) is the source of this 3255-nucleotide messenger RNA. The record is from RefSeq and is a predicted model, not a curated record. Lineage: Eukaryota; Metazoa; Chordata; Lepidosauria; Squamata; Lacertidae.
UAUCACCUCUUCUUUAUUAAUAUUUUAGUCCUUAAAGUUUACUAUCCUAUAUUCUUGUUCUACCCCAUAGCCUAUUUAUUAUUUCCGAGAAUUUUUACUUUAUCUUUUAUCACAAUAUUUAGCUAGAUAUGCCUUAAAUUUCUUCCAAUCCUCUUUUCUUUCUGGUCGCGGAUUCUUCCCGUCUGGUCGGCCAGCUCCGAAAAGACCAGCAUCUUCACCUGCCAUUCUUGGCAUUUCUUGCGGAGCCGCUUUCAUUUUCCCUCUCCCAACGUGCCUCACAAGUAGCCGGCGCUGCUGCACCUUUACUUUCUUAUCUCUGUGGCGUCCCUGUCGCUUUCCGAUUGGGCGGCAUCCCUGCGAGGCGCCCCUCCCUCUCCUCUUCCCGAUUGGUCUCUCGCAAGAGCCUCGCGGCAGCUAUUGGCCAAAGACCCGUCCAUCCGGGCCUCGACGGGAGCGAGUGGGCGGCGCCGCCUUUUCGUUGCCGGGGCAACCAGGUGGGCCGAGGGAGGAGCAAGCGCGGCCCCGCCCCCUGCCCUCCCUCGAAAUGCAAGAGGAGCAGGACAGGCCCAGGCCGGGAUCAUCGAUAACCAUCACGGAUCUGCCGCCCAGCCACACAAAGCAUCCUUCCUAUUUGCCCUCCCUCCGGCCAGCCGAAAUGAAGGGCCUGCAGGUGUCAUUCUGGAGAGCCCCCUCUCUCCCUGCCUGUGGCGCUCCAGUCCCCCUUGGGCCUUGGCUGGCGUAGUCAGAGGCCGGGUGGCGCUUGGCCUCGGCCCUUGCAGAUCUCCUCCCUCUCGCAGCUGCCCUUUGGCCGGCCGGCCUGCGCCCAACAGGCGAGAGCAAAGGCCAGCACUGACCAGAGGCUGCCAGGACUGCCAUGCCCGCUCCCCAUGGCCCCGAGGCGCCCCUGGGGCUCAAAGGGUCUGGCCUGCCUCUGUCUCCUGCUCUCCUCCAUCCCGCUCUGGUGCCUCCUGCUCCUGCCCGAUGGUGCCCAGAAGCUGCUGGGGGCCUCCAGCCCUAUCUUUGCUGCCUGGCAGGAGCCCCCCCAGAGGACCCACUCUGGAGCCGGAAACGCAGCCGGCCAGGGGGUGGACUUUGGGCCUCUGUUCUCCGAAGCUGGCUGGGAGCCACACUGUGAGCCUGGACAGGUGCUCUUAAUCCUCGUGACGUCGGCCCCAGGAAACGCAGAAUCCCGGCAGGUGAUACGGAGGACCUGGGCUGCGCAAGAGAAGCCCCAGCCUUACCCGUGGCAGGUCGUGUUCCUGGUAGGCCGGGGCGCAGGUGAGGAGGCCUCCCGGCAGAUCCAGCAAGAGCAGGAGGACUUUGGGGAUGUCCUGGUGGGGAAUUACCUGGACACCUACCGCAACCUCACCUUGAAGGUCCUGCAUGGCGUCCGGUGGGCCCUCGGCCGCUGCCGGCCCAGCUACCUCCUCAAGACGGACGACGACUGCUUUGUCAACACCGAGUGGCUGCCAGAGUUCCUGGCCAGGCAAAACACCCUCCGGAGCGGCCUCUAUGCAGGCUCCGUCUUUGCCCGGGAGAAGCGGAAAGUCAUCCGGCAUCCCUCCAGCAAGUGGUACGUGCCACGGGAAGCCUAUUCCCCGGAAGAAUACCCGCCGUAUGCCAGUGGCAUCGGCUACGUCCUGUCCCUGGACGCAGCCGCGAGGGUCCUGCGGGCGGCAGAGAGUGUUCCCCCCAUCCCGGUGGAAGACGCCUACGUGGGCAUCUUGGCUCAGCGGGCCGGGCUGCGGCCCAAGUCCAGCGCCCGCUUUGCCAAGCAGAACGCCAGGUGGCGAGUGUGCAACUUCCGCUACCUGAUGGUGGUCCACAGCCUCAGUGCGCCAGAGCAGGAGCUGGCCACGCGGAGAAUGCGGGAAGCCCGGCACUCCUGCAGAGACAGGCCGGAGGUCACCAGGUGGUGAGCUGGAGAACGCAGCAUUGGGGGGUGGGGGCCUUGCCCUCCUCCUGCUCCGAGUGCGGAUCACAGCAAGAGCCUAGCGCUGUCCUCCUCAGGCUCCUUCCCCAACAGGCUCCUUCCAGCUAGAGAAAGCAAGUCCUGCUGGCAUUUUUGGCGGAAAGGUGGGAUGUAAAGGAAACAAACAAUAUUCUGCAGGCCCAGCAGAGCCUGGAUGUGCCAAGGGCCUCUUGGCAACAAAGGGAGCCCCAGGAAGAAACGAGGCUCCACCUUCAAGUCUGCCAGGCACCCUUGGCCCAUCUGGCCCAACACGGCCCACUCUGACCGGCAGCAGCUCUCCAACAUCCCAGGCAGAGGGAGGGCCUUGUCACUGGACUUGGACGUGGAGCGUCCCGUACCUGGAGGAUGUGAUCCAGCACUGGGUGCUUUCUUUGUGCCUGUUGCAGCAGCCGGAAUGAGGACUGCGAAGCCUGCAGGAAACUCUGCAUCAAUUGGGCAAAACGCCCCCCCUCACACAUAUAGUGGCACUUCAGGGAGCAGAAAGGGCGACUGUUUUGCCAGGAGCCACUCAGGCACACACCCCCCCGACCUAUUUCAGGACAGCCUACUUCCGACCAUGUGAGAGAGGGACUGCGAGGCACUGAAUAGCUGCAAUUCCUGCAUUUUAGCAGCAAUUCUUGCAUUGCAGAGGUCAGACUAAAUGGGCCUUUGAGUCCUUUCCCAAACUACAAUUUUGAGAUUCUGCAAACAGGCAUUAUUAACAACACAUGCUAAUCCUAACCCUAAUCCUAAUCAACAACUAAUCCUAAUAUAACUCAUUAGGAUUACUAAUUUCAACUAGAAACUCAUCUCAGCUCCUCCCAGUAUUUUAUAGCCCACCUGUGGUUUCUGAUCUGUAAAGUGGUGCUUUUUGGGUGGAAGGGGAGGACACCCACCCCCACCCCCACCCCCUGCCUGGAACAGUCAGCUCAGCUUGUUGGUGCUGCAAGCUGGAAAUGAAUGGGGCAAGAUAUUCUCUCCCCACGCUGGGGGGCUGGAGGGCAAGCACACACAGCCCUUGGCCCUUCAGAAAGACCCAGAGUCAUGAGUCCUAAUGGACGGAGGGUUUCUUCCCCCUUGGGGGAUGCUAUCUGCCUUUUAUCUCCUUCAAGGCUUAUAAUUUUGCAGCAAUCAGCUUCGGUUCAGAAAUGGUUCUGGUUCUCCUGUGGAAUAAGCCUGUGUCACACCACUUCAGACUCUAGGCAAAGGCUUAUUAAAGUGAAGUAAAAGCAAUGCAGUGGUACCUCGGGUUACAAACGCUUCGGGUUACGUGUUUUCAGGUUGCGGACCAUGGGAAACCUGGA